UCGCACACUCUACGCACGCUCACUCUCAGCUGCUGGAGUCUACUGCAGUCUCUGCCCUGGAACCAACGAGGAAAAAGCUGAAAAAGAAAAGCGGUGCCAAACAAUUAUCUGCUUACCGCUGUGUUGCUGCCACAUAGGAUGUACUGGAAAAGGAAGUAAAUCGUUUGGGUUGUUUGUGUUGCUUUUAUCUGACCCCGCUUCUCCGUUCCCUCUGGAGUUUAAAUUGAGGAUUCUGGACUGAACGAAGACAAUGUGCGCCGGACUUAAGCCACUGUUGUCACUUUCAUGAGCUAAACACGGGACUUUGGAACAGGUGUAGUCCAGUGAGCCGUCCUCUGUGAGCGCGCGCGUGCGUGUGUGUGGUGCGUCCAGUCGGCCCGGGCAGAUAGAGAGCGACCGUGAGACCGAGAGCGAGCGAGCAGCCCGAGAGGAGCAGCCAUGAGCGCCGAGGCCACGCAGGGGGUGGUCACCAGCCCCCCCGCCCCCCUCGCCCCGCGGCCCGCCUCCGCGCCGCCCAAGGAGCGCUACUUUGACCGCGUGGACGAGAACGACCCCGAGUACCUGCGCGCCCGCAACAUGUCGCCCGACCUGCGGCAGGACUUCAACAUGAUGGAGCAGAAGAAGAGGGUCACGCAGAUCCUCCAGAGCCCAGCCUUUAAAGACGAGCUGGAGGGCCUGAUCCAGGAGCAGCAGAAUAAGGGCAAUAACCCCGCUGGCCUGCUGGCCCUGCGACAGAUCGCCGACUUCUUCAUGGCCAGCUCCAUCGCCGGCUUCUCUACCUCCCCCCUCAGUCUGGCUAUGGUCACUCCCAUCAACGACAUGUUUGGGACGGAGUCCACCACGCUGGUGAAGGGUGAGAAGCAGACGCGCUGCAAGCUGGCCAGCCUCUACCGGCUGGUGGACCUCUUCAGCUGGGCGCACUUCCCCACCUCCUUCGUCACGGUGCGGGUGAGCAAAGAACAAGACCACAUUCUCAUCAUCCCCAGGGGACUGUCCUUCGCUGAGGCCUCUGCGUCCAAUCUGGUGAAGGUGAACAUCAUCGGGGACGUGGUGGACCAGGGCUCCACCAACCUGCGCAUCGACCACAGCGGCUUCAGCCCCCACGCCGCCAUCUACUCCAUGCGGCCCGACGUGCGCUGCAUCAUCCACAUCCACACUCCAGCCACCGCCGCAGUCUCCUCCAUGAAGUGCGGGAUUCUGCCCAUCUCCCAGGAGUCCCUGAUCCUGGGCGACAUCGCCUACUACAACUACCAGGGCAGCCUUGACGACCAGGAGGAGCGCGUGGAGCUCCAGAAGGCCCUCGGCCCCUCAACCAAGGUGCUGGUCUUGAGGAACCAUGGAGUGGUGGCGCUGGGAGAGACUAUUGAAGAGGCCUUUCACUACAUCUACACUGCCCAGUUUGCGUGUGAAAUCCAGGUGAACGCCAUCUCGUGUGCGGGCAGCCCAGACAACCUGAUCGUGCUGGACCAGGAGAAGUACAAGGCGCGCACGCACGGGGUGGCCGAGGUGGGGGUCAACAUGGGCAGCCAGCACAAGUGGAAGGUGGGCGAGCUCGAGUUCGAGUCGCUCAUGCGCAUGCUGGACAACCUGGGCUACCGAACGGGCUACGCCUACCGGCACCCCAUCGUGCGGGACAAGCCGCGGCACAAGAGCGAGGUGGAGAUCCCGGCCACGGUGACGGCGUUCUCGUUCGACGACGACGAGGCGGCCACGCGGCUGCCCUUCAAGCUGCUCCAGCAGCGGCAGCAGCGCGAGAAGACCCGCUGGCUCAACUCGCCCAACAGCUACAUGAAGGUCAACGUGGGCGACAGCAACGGCUCCGAGAGCACCCCGCGCACCAAGUGGAUGAGAUCUGAAGACUCCAGCAUCAGCAGUGGUACUCCCAUCCGAAUCGAGGACGCCAACCAGUUCAUCCCCCUCAACACCAACCCCACAGAGGUGCUGGAGAAGAGGAACAAAAUCCGGGAACAGAACAGAUUCGACAUGAUGACCGCCGGGCCCCAGUCCCACAAGCUUGCGGGCAUCGUGAUCGAGAGGCCGCCGGGUGAGGGUCCAGUAAAGCCUUACACAGGGGAGGAUGAGGAGCAGACAGGCCCACUGCCACCCAACCCCUUCAGCGAGCUGUCCGAGGAGAUUGAUGGCAAACGCCCCGCUGAUGGCGAGCACGAUCAGCUAACCUCCGACGACGCCUCCACUCUCUCCCAGUCUCUCUCCCAGCCCCAGUCCCCGCAAAUCACUCCUGCUAAAGAAGAGAACCACACGGGCGUGCUGCUCAACGGGAAGGGCGAGGGCCACGGCGGCGAGCAGGACGAGCUCAACAAGCGCAUGAGCCAGCUGACCACCAGCGCCGAGAGCCUGAAGCCGCCGCAGGGCGAGAAGAUCGAGGAGGCGCUCUCGCCCGACAGCUCGCCCUCCAAGUCCCCCAACAAGAAGAAGAAGAAGUUCCGCACGCCGUCCUUCCUCAAGAAGAACAAGAAGAAAGAGAAGGUGGAAGCCUGAGAAGGGAAGAGGGGGAUAGAGUGAGAGUGAGGGAGAGAGAGAGUGUGAAAGGGAGGGGGUGAAGUGAGGGCAAGUUUGUCGUUUUCGGACACCCUCUUCACACCUUUAUUUUGUAGAGAUUAGGGGUGCAGUGGAGGUGGGGGCAGAAGGAGGAGUCGGGCCGAUUCCUCCGGCAUGGAAAUCUGAAAUGCGUGUAGUGGGUGUGACCUGUGGCAGUGAAGCAGUCGUUUUGUUUUGUUUUGUUUUUGUUUUUCUUCCCCCUCUUCCAGUCUUUGUACGCCAAGAACUUUCCACCACCCUCCUCCACAGUUCAUUUGGUAGCAUUUUUUUUUUU
Molecule: messenger RNA, 2833 nt
Organism: Sardina pilchardus (European sardine)
Lineage: Eukaryota; Metazoa; Chordata; Actinopteri; Clupeiformes; Clupeidae
Gene: add3a
Product: adducin 3 (gamma) a
Exons: 16
Coding region: 439-2499 (686 amino acids)
Biological process (GO): barbed-end actin filament capping
Cellular component (GO): plasma membrane; cytoskeleton; postsynaptic density
Molecular function (GO): actin filament binding
Source: RefSeq, a predicted model, not a curated record